Molecule: messenger RNA, 4220 nt
Organism: Fopius arisanus
Lineage: Eukaryota; Metazoa; Arthropoda; Insecta; Hymenoptera; Braconidae
Gene: lig
Product: lingerer
Exons: 9
Coding region: 309-3626 (1105 amino acids)
Cellular component (GO): cytoplasm; nucleus
Molecular function (GO): protein binding
Source: RefSeq, a predicted model, not a curated record
AUUCCUCGAUUUUGGUGCGUGAAGAGUGAAUAAUUGUCGAUCCAUACAGGGGGGGAGGGGUAAUGAUCAGUGAAAAAUCCAAGUGUAGCGUCGCUCUCUCGAUUGUUACAAGGAAAAGGGGCAGACGGGGAACGCCGGGGGUACACGUUGGUCACGUGACACUAGCUGCGUUUUGAGCGCACUAAACCGAGAUUGUAAAUAGCAAGUGUACAUAGGUGUGAUAGGCCUGAGGGGGUGAUUUAGUUAAGGUCUGCAGGGGAAAAUAGCCAUUUUCGUCACAACCUGACCGGCGGAAAUAAACUUGAAUCAUGAGUUCCGACAACAAAUCGUUGGUGUCCUCCGGUGGGAGAGGCUCCAACAAGAGUAAAUCAUCUCAGCAACAUGGUAAAUCAGAUCAGCAUCAUUCGAAGAUCACAGACACUGCUAAGCAUGACAAAGGACAGUCAAAGGAUCAAUCGAAGCAUGCACAAAUAAUCGACACUCGAUCGGGGGUGAGCGAGGAUCCAGCGGUGAAAGAACGGAUAAAGCAAGCGAUGGAGGUAACUCGUCGUACGGAGGACCAAGUGAUAAUGGCCCUCCACGACAGUGACUGGGACUUUGAUCGUGCUGUGAAUGACCUGCUGGAGGGUGUGUCGGCGGAGUGGGAAGUGAAGAAGAAGAAAGCCCGCCAGCCAGGUGGUUCAAAGCCCACGACGGAUCAGCCAACCGAUCACGAGGAGACAACUGACUGGGAGGAGCGGCGUAAUCAGCGAGGUGGAGGUCCUCCACGCCUGAGGGGUCGUGCCAAUCACGACAAUCGUGGCUGGCGUGGACGUGAGAACAAGGAGAACGAGCGCAACAUGGAGGAUAAUGUGCGUGAGGGUGGUUACAGUGGUGGUAGACGAGGUGGUAGAGGUGGACCAGGAAGAUCAGGUCGUGGUGGUCGUGGUGGUGGACGAGGCCUCGGGCCACGUACCUUUGCCAACCGAGGGGAUUCGGCAUCAUCCUCAGCUGCCCACAGUUUCAACCGUCCAAUUGACACCUGGACAGGCAGUGAGGAGCAGCAGCAGAGUACCCAGGAGCCAAAGAUCGAUCCCUGGAGCAAUCUGGAGCCAUCAGAGGACUGGGAGGCAGAAGAGUACACUGGCUCCCUUGCUGACACCAAGGUUUUCACCCCCAGUACAGCAAUGGGUGAUCAUCCCACUGAGGAGAUCAAAGUGGAGCAGCCUCUGGUUUCUCAAUCCAUUCAGCAACCCAACCUUGGCAUCACGGAGGAGCCCAAGCUCACAGAAACACCACUUCAUCAGCAACAGGCCCCUCUCCUCCAGCCCCAGAGCCAGGCACAACAGCAACAACCACAAGUCCUAGGAAUGCCCCAAUUACAGAUGUCCCAAGCUAGCACUGUGGGCGGUGGUGUUCUCACUGCUGCCCAAAGCCAGUAUCUCACCCAAUUGACUCAACAGUCAUCUGAAAACUACAAAACCCCCUCUGCAUUCACCUCAAUCGGAAUAACCAGCCAAUCUCAGAGGCCAGCUAAACAACGGCCACGUGUUCCUCCACCCUCGAAAAUUCCAUCGAGUGCUGUUGAAAUGCCUGGGGAUGUUAAUAGUAGUAUAGACUUCCUAGACGUGCAAUUUGGAAAUAUGGAGUUUGGAAGUGAUACUGGGAAUAUUGACAGCACAACCACUGAUAAGUAUAACUCGUCAGCUACUAGUAUCUCGGGGAUUGAUGUUACUUCCAGUGUUACAUCGUCCGGUGUUAAUUCAACAACUAAUUCCAAUUCACUGGACAUUGAUACAGCACAACAGAGCAGUUAUAAUGCAUCGUCCCAGAUUGUUCCAUCGCCGAAUAAUCCAAGUGUUGGGUAUGGCAACAGUGGAUCUGCUACCACGACGUAUUCACAGAAGAAUUCUUAUCAGUCAUCGAAUCCACCGAGUUAUAAUUACUCGUCCAGUGGUACUCAGUCUGCGCAGUCUUAUCCAUCUUCAACUGGUGGAAGCAAUAAUUACACCACCACAACAACGCAGUCUGGCUACAGUGGAACUUCGGCGUAUCCUCAGUCCAAUCCAUCGACAUUCAGUCAGGCUUCACCAGCUGCUCCGUCAUCAUCGAGUGCUUCUGGAUAUAAUCAGGCCGCUAGCUCCAAUCAGGUGUACCAGUCCAACAGCUUUGUACCUACAACUACUGGGCAGUAUCAAUCUACACCGCAAUCUACUAAUGCUGGAUCCAAUAACAGUUAUCAGGGGACUAGCUAUCAGAGCUCUUCGAGCUUUCAGAGCACUCCACAGGCCUAUCAAACGUCUGGUACUACUUUCACUUCACCGAUCACUCAGGGUAGCAGCAGUGCUUAUCAAAGUGCACAUUCUGUAUACGGCGGUGGUUACGGAAAUUACAGUACUCAGCCCCAAGCGACUUCACACAAUCACACAAAAUUGAACAGUGGCUCGAGCAAGGAUUCGCAGUAUGAUAACAAUGCAACGACGAGCAGUGGGUCCCUGGCGACAACCAGUGCGCCAUCCUUGGGUCUUUCAUCAGCCUCUGUCAAUAGCUCACAAACUAAAGUGACUAGUUCAAAUGCAGUGCCAAAAAGCACAUCCAGUGGCAGUGCAGUGUCAGGUGCCAGCGGGACUGGAAGCAUAACAGGAAGUGGAGCAGGUGCUGCUAGCAGUAUGACGCCGAUGCUGGGCCAUCAGUAUAUUAUGGGACAAGGUGUACCUUAUGCCUUCCAACAGCCCAUGUACAGUUUCGAGGAUCUCCAGCUCAUGCAGCAGAGAAUACCCCACAUGCCAACUACUGGUUACUAUGACGCGGCACUCGGCUAUCAGACGACUGGUCCAGCUACGAGCCUUGGAGGUGGACGAAGUGACGCCCUGUCCGGUGUUCAAGGAGUUCAGGGGGUUCAAGGUGUUCAGGGUGCCUACACUAGUAUGAGCGAUGGAAGGUUUGCAAGGAACGACAGCAACGCAUCGCCUGUGCCUUCUACCAUGUCACAGCAGACCGCGUCGCAGCAUCAGCAGCCAAUGAUGAAUCCAACACUGCCUCCAGGCUAUGCGUACUUUGCAUAUGGUGGUGGAAUAAUGCCCGGGAGUUUUCAGGCUUAUGGUGGACCUCCAAUUUAUCCACAGAUAGCUACUGCCGGAAAUGCUGGAACGAACAGUGCGGCUUACAAUGCCAAACCAGGUAGCUAUGGCUCUGGAUAUGGAGGUGGAGGAAGCUACGAUACACUCGCCAAUACCGGACCAACAGCUGAUUACAAGGGGGCUGGCAGUGGUUACACUGGGACUCAAACUGGAAAGACUGGAUCGUCCACAGGGAAUACUAACUCUGGGGCGUCUUCUGCUACUGAUAUUGGCGCCAAUAUGUACGCCAAAAGUCACGUGGCACUGAGUAAAGUCAAUUCGUAUGACAAACAGGCUUUCCAUUCGGCAACGCCUCCACCAUUUGGAUUGACGGGUAGUCAGAGUGCUGGUAUACCGGGUGGUUAUGGUGGUCCACAUUUAUUCAUCUCCACGAUGCCACACCAGCUGCAUCAGCCACUUCAUCAGGACGGUGGUAGCAGUUCUGGACAGAGAUCGAACGCUAGUUCCCAGAACAAGGCGCAGGCUAAGCCUGGCUACAGUUCAAACUACUGGACCGCUGGUAAUUAGAGCAACACGAAGAGAAUUAACUGAAGGAGUGAAUGACAAUUAACUCACGAUUCGGGGUAUAAAAUUGAGAGAAAUAAACGAAUCUGUGGGGUUUUUUUUUUGUCGAAUUGAGGACACAUACUACACAAAAAUAAAUAAAGUGGGCGGACAUGUAUACACAUUAUUAUUAAAUGGAUUGAGAAGGGGAUGAAGUAAUGAGGACCCGCUCGAAUACGCUCGAAAUCAGGAUGGUAUUUUUUUUUUUCCUCUGUCUUGUUCUUUUUUUAUAUAUAUAAAUCCAUUUAUCCUUAUUUCAAUUGCGUUGUAGAAAAUUCAAGCAUAACCCCGAGUUAUGUGUGUACAAUCUAGAGUUAUUUUAAAAAUGGAUUGGUCGUUACUGCAACGUUUUCCAUUUUUAAAAGUUAAAAAAGCAUUAAGAUUAUGAAAAAUUCUUCUUAUUUGAUACGUCAACUGAAGACUGCGGAGGUUAAACCAGCAGGAGGUCUUUUUAUUCAAUAAAAGUGAGGUCGAAAUAAUUAGAUUAUUUUCAAUCAAGUCGUGUCUUCUGUUUUUUCCACUUGAAAGAGAAUCAUUUUUCCUCGCGUUGAUACAAUA